This is a messenger RNA of Helicoverpa zea (corn earworm), 817 nucleotides long. Its product is annotated as general odorant-binding protein 56a-like. NCBI's taxonomy places the organism in Eukaryota, Metazoa, Arthropoda, Insecta, Lepidoptera, Noctuidae. The transcript has 4 exons. Gene Ontology annotation, biological process: sensory perception of smell. Gene Ontology annotation, molecular function: odorant binding. The record is from RefSeq and is a predicted model, not a curated record. The coding region runs from base 79 to 486 and encodes 135 amino acids.
GUCGGGAGCCCUCAGGACUCGCCACACAACUCCUGCGCAGCUAGGACAUCUAAGAUUACUGCAAGUUUAAGAAUCAAGAUGAAGACGUUUGUGGUUUUGGCGGCUUGCGUUAUGUUAGUUCAGGCGUCAGGUCUGACUGAUGAACAGAAGGAGAAAUUGAAGAAGCAUCGCUCGGAGUGCCUCACGGAGACCAAGGUGGACGAACAGCUGGUCAACAAGCUCAAAGGAGGAGACUAUAAGACGGAAAGCGAGCCCUUGAAGAAGUACGCUUUAUGCAUGAUGAUGAAGUCUGAGCUGAUGACCAAGGACGGCAAGUUCAAGAAGGACGUCGCUUUGGCCAAGGUCCCUAACGCAGCUGACAAACCCACCGUAGAGAAGCUGAUUGACGCCUGCCUAGCCAACAAGGGUAACACCCCUCACCAGACUGCCUGGAACUACGUCAAAUGCUACCACGAGAAGGACCCUAAGCACGCGAUAUUUUUGUAAUUGCAGAACAUUAUCAGCCUUUGGUUUUUUCCAAAGAAUUUUCUGUUACAACCUCAAUUUUUGAACGGAUUCUGUAAUUUAAAUGAAGAACGCUCGCACGUCCGUACUGUUCGACGGUUAAUAAGCAACUGUCAAUUUUUGAAUUGAGAAGUGGUUAGAUAUUGUUUUUUUUUCUUAAUACCCUCGCUUUAAAAAUAAAAUUGUAAAUGCAAAGUACUGUUUAGGAAUAAUUUGGAAUACAGGGAUCAAUUUGAAGUAAGAAAUGCACUUAAAAUAAACUGCCUUAACGAAUUUAAUAAUUAGACCAACAAUAAAUGAAGAACAUCAUUGA